Oldenlandia corymbosa var. corymbosa is the source of this 3297-nucleotide messenger RNA. The record is from the annotation of a GenBank genome assembly. NCBI's taxonomy places the organism in Eukaryota, Viridiplantae, Streptophyta, Magnoliopsida, Gentianales, Rubiaceae.
AUGAAAGGAGUGGAGUUUAUACUAUCAGUUCUGGCUAUGACUGACUCAUGGGAAGACAUGUUAAAUGGCAAGGAGGUGAAGUACGGUAGACAGGAAGGGGGGAGUGUGCACUUCAAAAGAACAAGGAAUGCUUCUCCUACAUGGAAAGGGGUGUUUGAUGCUUUCCAUCUGGUACUGAAAGGAACUACAUGGGUUAUCGGAAAUGGUAGGACGGUGCGUUUUUGGGAGGACCAAUGGAUCGAGGGGGUAGGAAGAUUAUCAGACCACAUAGUGAACCAAGUACCGGUGGAAUGGAAGUGGAGACCAGUUGCGGAUUUCGCAUCUUCAAAUGGUAGUUGGGACGUGGCGAAGUUUGCACCAUUCCUGCCAGCAGAAGUGGUGAUAAGAAUUUCUAGUAUUCCUCCACCAAUGGAGUGCUUAGGAUCAGAUAGGCCGCGCUGGAUGUUCGACAGAUCAGGUAAGUUUUCUGUGAAAUCGGCUUAUCUAUUAGCUAAUGAUGACACACAUUUGCAGGUUGAUAGAGACUGGGAAAGAGCGUGGAGAUGGAAAGGGCCACAGCGGAUUAGAACAUUCUUGUGGCUGGCACUUCAUGGGAGGUUCCCGACCAGUGAAUUGUGCAAGCAGAGGGGGGCUAGCGACUCUGAGAUGUGCUUGUGCUGCCACGGGGAAGUCGAAUCAACUCUGCAUGCACUACGUGACUGCCAACUAGCAAGGGAGGUUUGGAUGCAGGUGGUACCUGAGUCUCGAAGGCGAAGAUUUUUCCAUCAGCAUGCUAAAGAAUGGUUCAGAACCAACUUAGAAGCUGACGACUUUAAAUGGAGAAUGAAUUUUGGAUCUACUUGUUGGCUGUUAUGGAACUGCCGUAAUGAUAGAGUCUUUAAUGGAGCGACUGCGGCUGUAGGAAACAUUGUCAGGUCUGCUGUGCACAAAUCAGAAGAAAUUGCAAGAAGCCAGAAUCUGCUUAGAUGGCAGCAAAGCCGCAGUAACAGGGUGAAGGAGUUAGGCUGGAAAAAGCCACCUUCGCUAUGGCAAAAGGUGAAUUGUGAUGCGGCGGUCUGUUUGAAUUCUGGAAAAGCUGCUGUGGGAGGAAUCAUCAGGGAUGAUGCUAGCCGGUUCAUGGUAGCUUUUAACAAGAAUGAAGGAAUCUGCUCUGUGGAGACGGUUGAACUCAGGGCUAUCUUGCUGGCACUACAGGUGGCAAAACAACGGGGAAUUCCCAGGGUGGUUGUGGAAUCCGACUCUCAACUGGCGAUAGAACAAGUGAAUCGCCUAAGAGAGGAAGCUAGGACUCCCUUCGACCCUGAAUUAAGAAGUAUUCUCACUGUCUUGCAGGGGGAAUGGGAAGUCCAAUUUUUGUAUACGUGCAGGGAGAAUAACCUGUGCGCUGAUACUCUGGCUAAACAAGCCUUAGAUGUAUAUAGGGGUGUUUGCUUUUUUGAUGACCCCCCAGGCUCUAUAGCCGUGUUAGUAGAGGCUGAAUUGAGUUCACCCUCUGUUUUGUAUAUAGUCUUAGGUGGAGGUGACUCUGGGAUUAGUCUGUACCAAUUUCUGGCUUCAAAGGAUUUCCAGAAUUUUCAAAGGCUACAAAGGACGACAGCCUGUUGCUUAGUCAUCAUUACGCCGUUUAAAUCAGUUCUCCUUUAUCCUCCUCUGAGAAGGGAGAGGAAACCUGCGACUUCCAAGAUGGAAUAUUGGUUCUCAGAUCACUCCUCACCGGAAACUCUUGAAAACACAGGUAACAAAGGGAGAUCACUGACCGACAGUGAUGGCAUUGCAAGGAGACAGCGCCGCCAAAACGUGUACCGCUCACAUAGGCGAGGCCUCAGGAAUUACAGCUGGGAGAAGAUGCAAACAUAUGUCGGCAACAACUGGGACGGCCAGACCAUAGUUCUACACAAGGUGAAGAACUUCUUUGUUUUCAAGUUUAACUCCAGAGAGAUUCUUAAGAUGGUCUUAUACAGCAGUCCGUUCACGGUGGACGGUGGUCUGCUUGUUUUGAGUCGAUGGUAUCCAAACAUGUCUUUGGACAAUCUGAGGAUAGAGAGAAUUUCUAUGGGGAUCUGCCUCUAUGGGCUCCAUGUGGAAUGCACUAGUGGCUCCUAUGCGACCAAAAUGGCAAGGAUGAUUGGCGACCCACUCUCUGUGAGGGCAAGUGAAAUGGAUGCAAGGAAGGCAACGUACCUAAGGGAGAAAGUAGCAAUGAAGCCUUACGACCCACUCUCAUCAGGUUUCUAUUUAGAUUUAUGGAAUGGGGACAACAUUUGGAUUAAAUGCAGCUGUGAUAGGUUGUAUAAAUUCUGCCAAAGGUGUGGUUUAGUUGGUCAUGCCAUGGAAAAUUGCAGCAUUGACCGGAAUGAAAAACUUGACCAAUAUCUAGAUGUAAGUUUUGGUCUCAAUGGGGCUGAAAGGAACAUGGAUUGCAAAAGAGAUGAACAGAGCAACCUUUUUCCGAUGUAUAUGCGGAUGACUGAAGGUCAGGUAAAUAAGAAAUCUACUCAACUAUCACCAGAGUAUAUACAUAAGCAUUAUCAUGUCUUCCGGGUGAUGCGAGAAGAGGAUAUCUUAGACGGAUUUGUGUAUAGCAACCAGCUAGAUGGGAACUCCGGGGAACAGGCUCACAUCUCCUUUGACUUGGAGCUGAUAAAAAAUCAUCGCAGGUAUGCGGUUCAGAAGGUAGGUCAUGAUUUGAAUAGCAAUGAUAAUAUGCAGAUUGAUAGCCUUGAACCGGUGGCAAGGUCUAAUACGGAUGGUUUUGGAGGUUUUGGGAGAGAGGAUGGUCUCGGAAUGGUCGCAGGAGGAGGUAAACCGUCUGUGACGUGGGGCCAGGUCAAUAAUAUGCAAACUAAUACAAUAAGGAACAAAAGCAUCAGGUCCAGGGCUAAUAUGGCAGAGACGAGAAUCUGGUCCGAUCCACAGAUCACACAAUCUUUUCGUUUUGGACAGAGGAAUAAUCAGGGUAGAGAUUUGUUACGUGGAUGCCAAGCACAAGUUUCACGAAAUGGCAGAACCAGGCUGGUUAUCACCGGAAUCAGAAUCAGGAAGCGGCAUAAUGGGGCAGAGAUUGGAAUGGAGGAGAAAUGGCGUGGCAAACGACCAGUUCCAGAUCCAGUGGACAAGACAACUUUUAAAAGACAGCAAAGGAGGGAGGCGAUGAUGAGGGCAGUCCUGGAACGUCCUGCUAGGCCAGUUGUGCUCAGAGACGCCCUAACACUGGCGGGAAGGGUGACCAGAUCUCGCCAAAGAAGACUGUCAGAUUUCGAUACUGAAGCGAGUGGGGAGAAAGGAUCAAUAGGAUAG